ACGGCGUGGCCCCCGCCAUGAGCGGCGGGGCCGGCGGGCCCAGCCGCCGGAGCCCGCCGCCCGCUGAGGGCGAGCCCGCCGCCAGCCCCUCGGAGGGCUCGCCGCUCUCCCUCGCGUCCCGCUGCAGCUCCCCGGGCCGGGAGGAGGAGGAGGAGGAGGAGGAGCGGGCGGCGGCCUCCCGGAGCCCGCCGGGCCAUAGCAUAAAAGCCCUGGAGUGCAGCAGAAUGUGUGGGGCUGUGCUGGACUGGAGGGCUGAAAUAGCAGGGGGGAGAAAAGUGUCACCUUUGAAAGAUAACCUUUCACCAUGGGAAGAGUGGUUCAUUGGCAAAGAGAAGGAGCUGCGUGCCCGCUUACAGGCUAGAGCUGCAGAGGAAAUGAAUAAACAGCUUGAGGAAAUGAAGCAAAAUCAAGAAUGUGAACGAAGAAAAAGGAUAGCUGAAGAGAAACACAAGGAAUGGGUCCAAAAAAAGAGAGAAGAGGAAAGAAGAGAAAGGAAACGAAAGCUGAGCAAAGAAAUGGCAGAAAAAGCCACAAGGGAACUAGAAAAAAUGCAGUUAAAAGAAAAGGCUGAUGAAAAGUAUAAAGAGUGGUUAGAGAAGAAGAGAGCUGAAGAGGCAGAAAAGAAGAAAAAAGAGAAGGAAAAAGAAAAAGAACGGGAGGCUGAGCUACAGGAGAAGAGAACAAGAUCGGAGAAAGUCUUUAAGGAAUGGCUGCAAAAUGCUCGAAACAAACCACAACCUCCUUUAAAUGGUUAUGGUUUCCCACAUGGGAGGUCUACAGGGAGUGCUGCUAGAAAUUUGUAUCCAGCUCCAGCAUAUUGUAACCCCAUUCCUUGGAAGCCAGUACAUGUGCCUCCCCCAAAAGAAGACAGAGUUCUUGCCAUGAAGAAGAGUCAGAGACCUGUAUCUUGUCAGCCACAUGGAUCUUUACCAGUGGUGAUUUCUAAGCCCAGGAGUAACCCUUGUAUUGGAUCCCUGUGCAGAAAGAAGUUAUAGUCCAGAAAAAAUGUUCUUACAAUCUCGACCAAAUUGGACCAUAAAUGUGAAGUUCUGUGUACUUGUAUGUCCAGUGCAGAUUGCUUUGUGCCUUUCUUUUUCUUUUUUUUUUUCCAUUUUUGUCAGCAGGUUUUGUGUUUACUGCUAGUUGACCAAUCAGGUUUUUAUGUUUUUUCUAUAUUGCAUUUUAGUUAAAAAAAAAGAAAAGAUAAGUUGUAAUGGGACUGUACCUCAAUGCCAAUAAAAUGCGUAGGAUUGUUUCUUC
Vidua chalybeata is the source of this 1260-nucleotide messenger RNA. It is a transcript of the gene CCDC34, whose product is annotated as coiled-coil domain containing 34. The coding region runs from base 18 to 995 and encodes 325 amino acids. NCBI's taxonomy places the organism in Eukaryota, Metazoa, Chordata, Aves, Passeriformes, Viduidae. The transcript has 7 exons. The record is from RefSeq and is a predicted model, not a curated record.